Messenger RNA from Colius striatus (speckled mousebird), 1028 nucleotides. It is a transcript of the gene BUD23, whose product is annotated as BUD23 rRNA methyltransferase and ribosome maturation factor. The transcript is spliced from 12 exons. The coding region runs from base 34 to 879 and encodes 281 amino acids. The record is from RefSeq and is a predicted model, not a curated record. Gene Ontology annotation, molecular function: rRNA (guanine) methyltransferase activity. Lineage: Eukaryota; Metazoa; Chordata; Aves; Coliiformes; Coliidae. Gene Ontology annotation, biological process: rRNA (guanine-N7)-methylation. Gene Ontology annotation, cellular component: nucleolus.
GUCCGGCGCGGCCCGUGACGUCAGCGCGGCAGCAUGGCGGGCAGCGGCCGCCGGCCCGAGCACCGCGGCCCGCCCGAGCUGUUCUACGAUGAGGCCGAGGCGAGGAAGUACACGCAGAACUCCCGGGUGGUGGAGAUCCAGUCGCAGAUGUCGGAGCGAGCUGUGGAGCUGCUGGGACUGCCCGAGGACCGGCCCUGCCUCCUCCUGGAUGUGGGCUGUGGCUCUGGGCUGAGUGGGGAUUACAUCUCUGAUGAGGGGCACUACUGGAUUGGCAUGGACAUCAGCUCUGCCAUGCUGGACGUGGCUGUGGAGAGGGAGGUGGAAGGAGACCUUCUCCUUGCAGAUGUGGGUCACGGCAUUCCCUUCAGGCCGGGCAUGUUUGACGGCUGCAUCAGUAUUUCCGCUGUGCAGUGGCUUUGCAAUGCUGAUAAGAAAUCCCACAGCCCCCCAAAGCGCCUGUAUCGCUUCUUCUCAACCCUUUACACUGCUUUGGCACGAGGAUCCAGAGCUGUCCUGCAGCUGUACCCUGAGAACUCAGAACAGCUGGAGCUCAUCACAGCCCAAGCCAUGAGAGCUGGUUUUACUGGAGGGAUGGUGGUAGAUUACCCCAACAGCGCCAAAGCCAAGAAGUUCUUCCUGUGUCUCUUUGUUGGGACAUCUGGCCCGUUGCCAAAGGGCCUUGGUACUGAGGGUGCUGAUGAAGAGCUACACCAGGCAAAGUUCACCAAUGAGAGGACACGGUUCAGAAACACCAAGGGCAAGUCCGUGAAGAAAAGCCGGGACUGGAUCCUGGAGAAGAAGGAGCGGAGACGGCGACAGGGCAAGGAGGUGCGGGCGGACACCAAGUACACGGGCCGCAAGCGCCGCCCUCGCUUCUGAAGGGCUCUGCAGCUGCUGGAGUGGAAGAUGGUGUGUUGGUGCCUCCUGGGGAUGGCACAGACGGGCACCCCGGGCCUGGGACUUGCUGGGACGUGUCAUUGUGACUCUUGAAGGUAUAAACUGGCUGCCCAACAGCCAACUGCAAAGCU